AAACAUAGUCUCCUACUGAGAAGACUGCAGAGCUCAAAUCAGAAAAAAAUGAAUUCUAUAUAACCACGUUUUAGUUCUCUUUCGUUGAACAUCCACUUUGAGCUGAGAAAACUGUAGAGCUCAGAUCAGAAAAAGAGUGAUCAUGGCUUCAGAUCUUCCAGUCAUUGAUCUUUCUCUCCUUCCCUCCAAUUUUGGAGAGAAACAAAAUUUUUCUGAUCUGGAUGGAAAUAAUGAGUUGAAAAAACUCAGAGAGGCUUGUCAAGAACUGGGUUUUUUUCGAAUUAUAAAUCAUGGAAUGGAGGCAGCUUUCAUCCAGAAGACUGACAGUCUUGCCCGAGAUAUGUUUUCUUUGGCAGAGGAGGAAAAGAGCAGAGCCAUUUUUCCCAUAUUUAAUACUGGGUAUUGCCCAGCUGAUGCAGGGGCAGAUGGGAAAGCUUCACUACCGGAGAACUUGGUUUUCCCUGGUGAAAAUGCUCUGCCCAAUUCUGUUGAUCAGAUCUCUGCUAAACUAUGGCCUCAUGGAAACAAUGAUUUCCAGCAAACAGUGCACAAGUACAAUUCACACAUGACAGAGGUUGCACAUAGAAUCUUAAAGCUCGUUCUACUUAGCCUAGGUUUGGAUGUUUCCAAGCACUACAACUCAGAUCCUUUUGGUACUUCUCUCCAAGGUUGGCUUCGUAUGAACUACUAUUACAACACAAAAGAUGAAGAAGAAGAAGCCCAAAAUGUGCAACACAUCUCAAAAGCUCAUACAGAUCUUGGUUGUGUUACAAUCUUGUACCAGGAUAACGUUGGAGGCCUUCAAAUCAGAACAAAGAAAGGUGAUUGGAUUAAUACUAAGCCUUUACCUGGAGCCUUUGUUGUCAACCUUGGUGACUGCUUACAGAUGUGGAGUAAUUGUAGAUACCGCAGUUCAGAACAUCGUGUGGUAUAUCAAGGCUUGAAAAAGAAUCAGGGACGAUUGUCCAUGGCAUUCUUUUUGGAUUUUAUAGAUAAAGCAGAGAUUCGAGCUCCAAAAGAGUUGAUAGAUGAAGAACAUCCACAAAAAUAUAAAACUGUUAAAUUCAGUGAUAUCACAUCAUAUUUGAUGCAAGUAGGUCCAACUCUUGGUGGACCUCCUUCUUACUUCUUACUUUAGGUAAAGAUGCAGUAUUUAAAACUUGUUAAUCUAUUGCAGGUAAAGUUUUGUAAAAGAAAAGAAAUGAAAAUAAUAUCUCAAAUAUUGAGAUCUGUAGUGAGUUUGUUUUAAGAAAUAUGGAUGUGUAAUAAUAUCUUUUUUAUAUAAUGAAAUAACUUUUGCAAAUUUAAAAUAA
Molecule: messenger RNA, 1313 nt
Organism: Cryptomeria japonica (Japanese cedar)
Lineage: Eukaryota; Viridiplantae; Streptophyta; Pinopsida; Cupressales; Cupressaceae
Product: gibberellin 20-oxidase-like protein
Exons: 3
Coding region: 143-1138 (331 amino acids)
Molecular function (GO): dioxygenase activity
Source: RefSeq, a predicted model, not a curated record